Beta vulgaris subsp. vulgaris (sugar beet) is the source of this 402-nucleotide messenger RNA. RefSeq lists its product as uncharacterized. Bases 1 to 402 code for a protein of 133 amino acids. Lineage: Eukaryota; Viridiplantae; Streptophyta; Magnoliopsida; Caryophyllales; Amaranthaceae. The record is from RefSeq and is a predicted model, not a curated record. The transcript has 2 exons.
AUGCAAGGUCGUGCAGAGAAUUUUGAGAUUUGUGCUAAUGGUAGCUUGAGGUUUAUGGAGAGUUGGCGUGUUCCCAAUGAUGGUGAGCUUAAGAGAAAGAUUCUCGAGGAGGCUCAUAGUAUUCCUUAUUCUGUUCAUAUUGGUGUUGGCAAGCUUUAUAAAGAUCCAAAGAUGGCUUUUGUGAUGGGUUUGCUAAGGAAUGCUGGUAGGAACAAUGCUGUUUGGAUGAUUGUGGAUCGUUUGACUAAUGUGGCCCGUUUUAUUGCAAAGAAGAACGCUUGGUCUAUAAAAGAGUUGGCUGAAGCUUAUGUUAAUGAGAUUAUUUGUCUUCAUGGGAUUCCUAAAGAUAUCGUCUCUUAUCAUAAUCCGAGGUUCCUAUCUCAUAUCUGGAUAGCUUUGUAG